Manis pentadactyla (Chinese pangolin) is the source of this 939-nucleotide messenger RNA. Its product is annotated as olfactory receptor 2L8-like. The coding region runs from base 1 to 939 and encodes 312 amino acids. The record is from RefSeq and is a predicted model, not a curated record. Lineage: Eukaryota; Metazoa; Chordata; Mammalia; Pholidota; Manidae. The transcript has a single exon. Gene Ontology annotation, biological process: G protein-coupled receptor signaling pathway. Gene Ontology annotation, molecular function: G protein-coupled receptor activity; olfactory receptor activity. Gene Ontology annotation, cellular component: membrane.
AUGGAAAAUUAUAACCACACAUCAACUGGUUUCAUCUUAUUGGGGUUGUUCCCACAGUCUCCAGCUGGCUUGUUCUUCUUCAUUCUCAUUGUUCUCAUUUUCCUAACGGCUCUGUUGGGCAACCUGGCCAUAGUCCUCCUGACCCUCCUGGACACCCAUCUCCACACACCCAUGUACUUCCUGCUUAGCCAACUCUCCUUCGUUGACCUGAGCUACAUCUCCACCAUUGUCCCCAAAAUGGCUUCCAGUUAUCUCUCUGGAAACAAGUCUAUCUCCUCAAUAGGGUGUGGGGUUCAGAGCUUCUUCUUUUUGACUUUAGUAGUUGCAGAAGCAUUACUAUUGACAUCUAUGGCCUAUGAUCGUUAUGUAGCCAUUUGCUUUCCUCUCCACUAUGCAAUUCGUAUGAGCAAAAGAGUGUGUGUGCUGAUGAUAACAGGAUCUUGGAUAAUGGGCUCCAUCAAUGCCUGUGUCCACACCAUAUAUGUCCUCCAUAUCCCUUAUUGUCAAUCCACGGCCAUCAACCAUUUCUUCUGUGAUAUCCCAGCCAUGCUGACUCUGGCCUGCAUGGACACCUGGGUCUAUGAGUACACAGUGUUUCUGAGCACCACUCUCUGGAUUGUGUUCCCUUUCAUUGGCAUUGCAUGCUCCUAUGGCCGUGUUCUCCUGGCUGUCCACCACAUGCACUCGUCUGAAGGGAGGAGGAAGGCCUAUUCCACCUGCAGCACCCACCUCACUGUGGUGACUUUCUACUAUGCACCCUUUGCUUACACUUAUUUACGCCCAAGAUCCCUCCGAACUCCAACAGAGGACAAGGUUCUGGCUGUGUUUUACACCAUCCUGACCCCAACGCUCAACCCCAUCAUAUACAGCCUGAGAAACAGGGAGGUGAUGGGGGCCUGGAGGAGAGUGACUCAGAGAUUCUGCUCUGUGAAAAUUUAG